This is a messenger RNA of Neodiprion fabricii, 4100 nucleotides long. It is a transcript of the gene Zip102B, whose product is annotated as zinc transporter ZIP9. Gene Ontology annotation, molecular function: metal ion transmembrane transporter activity. Gene Ontology annotation, cellular component: membrane. The transcript has 5 exons. Lineage: Eukaryota; Metazoa; Arthropoda; Insecta; Hymenoptera; Diprionidae. The record is from RefSeq and is a predicted model, not a curated record. Gene Ontology annotation, biological process: zinc ion transport; transmembrane transport. Bases 205 to 1056 code for a protein of 283 amino acids.
AAAGUUUUGCAGUGGCGUGUCACACUCUGUGCUACAUUUAUUACAAAUAUGGCUACGUAGCAGAAAAAAAUGCAUGCAAAAACACUUGUCGCAAUAUUUAUAACUUUUGAUAAAUCAGCAAACAGUCAUAGAACUCGAUAUUGGUGUGGUAGGAAUUAUCGAAACGUAUGAUUGGGCAUCGACGUAAUUUUUAAUAGUACAAAUAUGGAGCAAAGUACGGUUCUCUGGAUGCUCGCACUGGUAAUGUUAUUCGGUUCAUAUUUGGCCGGAUCUUUACCUCUAGUUGUCAACUUAUCUGAGGAUAAAUUACAGCUUGUCUCAGUUUUGGGAGCAGGCCUACUUGUCGGAACAGCUUUAGCUGUUAUUAUUCCAGAAGGUGUGCGAGCUUUAUUCAAUGCUGGAGGUAACGAAGCCCAUCAGCAUGGCAGCGGUGACCUCCACAGCCUCAUAGGUAUAACACUGGUACUAGGUUUUAUAUUCAUGCUAUUAGUGGAUCAGUGUUCAACCAGAAAUAAUGGAGAAGGUGGUAAACCUACAGAAAAAAGCCUUACGGCUACAUUAGGCCUAGUAGUUCAUUCCGCAGCCGAUGGUGUUGCAUUAGGAGCUGCUGCUACCACGUCACAAGCUGAUGUCGAGAUGAUCGUCUUUCUAGCUAUUAUGUUGCACAAGGCACCAGCAGCUUUCGGACUUGUGUCUUUUCUAUUACAUGAAGGCGUGGAUAGGAAAAGGAUACGAAAGCAUCUGCUAGUAUUUUCUUUGGCAGCUCCUUGUCUUGCUCUAAUUACCUUCUUUGGCAUUGGAAAGGAGGGCAAAGAAACCUUAAGCAGUGUUAACGCGACAGGCUUAGCAAUGUUGUUCAGUGCAGGGACAUUCCUUUAUGUAGCUACUGUUCACGUUUUGCCAGAAUUAAUGGUGAGAGGAAGUUCUACCCAUUCGCAUUUACCAACUACAGAGGGUGGAUCAGUCCCAGUGGGAGGACUCAAAUCCAAAGAAUUAUUGGCUCUAGUAGUUGGCUCAUUAUUACCAGCUUUGAUUACAACCGGACACCAUCACUGACCAUAAAUUGACAAUCUUAUUGGCAUGAUUCCAUUUAAUUUUUGUUUCUUAAAAUUAUUUGUAUCAUAUUACAAAAAUGAUAUAUUAUCUUUAAUCCACACGACUGUUCGGAUAUUUGUUUACUACUUAUUGUUGCAAUGUGUAAAUUAAUACAUUACCGUACUGUAAUUUAUUACAUCCAGUAUCGUGCAGAAUCAUCGAAAUUCCAUACACACAUCAUAAUUCACGCACAUUGCUCAAUUUUUUAUUCUAUAUUUUAAGAACCAUCAAAGUUUAAGUAGCGUACGUCGUUCAAAUUUUUACUUCGAUUAUCAACAUAGGUAUACUUUAUGAAAAACAGAGCGGUAUUCAUAAUGAAGCAUACAUAUUCUAAUUUGUAUGUUUGGUUGUAUGGUUCGAUUUUACUUUCUUACUUAUAGGUAGACUUCCUGAGAUGAGCUAUUAUUUUUCUCAAGUAGUUUAGCGCAGGAACCAAUAGGUGUUGGUUAUUCAGGUUAUUCAGGUUAUUGGUGUAAUCAGGGUUAUUUAUUACUUUACAAUGUAAUGUCUGUACAAAUGUACAAACUCUUCAUCUUAUUUGGAUAUAUUUUUUUUAAUGCGUUUUAAUUCAUUUAGUUUUUCCGUGGUAGAUAUAAUCUCUGUACGAAUAUUACCGCACUUACUACUCAACUGCGCAGUUGCCUGAAAGCGUUUUUGUGCAUUGCGUAGAUUUUGUGGAACAAGAACUCCGAACCACUUAAUUGGAUCUGGAAUUUCUUUACCUUCAUCAUUAUGUUUCCUAUUAAUUACAUCAAACUGUGGAAUGCUUUCCUCAUCCAGUUCUGUUUGAACCUUGAACAGUGAUUCAAACUGGCCUGCUUCAGUAGGUACUUGCAACAUUCCAAUAUUUUCCAUACCUCGAAUAUAUCGGGAUUUUGCUAAUUCAAUGUGACCAUCUCUUAAUAUCUCUUCCAUCUGCAGCGUCACAGACACUUUUUCUUCCAUCAACUCUAAGCUUCGCAGCGUGAAUUUGUCCAAAGCUGCGCAUACUUCGUCUACACUUCCAUGCAUAUUUUUUCACCUUUUAAUAAGAAAAAAAGGGAACAUUACAGUGUCUAUUUGCAUAGCUCCAUGUUUCAAGAAAUUCUACACAGACCACUCAAUGUUGACCACACAAUAAACUUCAACAUAAAUUCUCAUUUUCAUUCAUAAAAUAAUCUAAGUUUUCCAAGUAGUGACGUGAAAUUUGUAUGUGACGAUACUCGUGUAAUUCACUUUGGGUGGUGUAUGUUGCAUUUUUCGAGACAUGGAAGAGUAUAUAUAGGUGGGGUGAGAAUAUGAUUCAAUGAGCAACGAAGUUUCAAUUAAAAUACUAGAAUUUGUGAAUUAAUUUUUUUUGCAAUAUCCCCAAAAUAUUCAAGGUUUUGUAUAGUUAAUAUUAGCUGCUAUUCGCAAAACAAAAAAUCUUGUAUUCACGACGUAUGUACAUUUUAGUAAGAAAGAAGAAUAUAUUGCAAGUUGUCUUAAAUCGGUAGUGAAAAUUCACUGAAUUUUUUCUUCUACUGUAGCGCGUAUCAUCCAUAAGCUGCCGUGGUAGUAAAGUGUGCUGAGAGAUAUAGCACAUAGUACAUAGUUGUAUCAUGAGUGGCAUAGGUAAAUAUUGAGAUACCUGUUUGAGUUAUACACAUACCUAGGUAUUCCCUGAGCGAUGUAAUAGAGAUAGAGAUACCCAUUUGAGCUAUUUCUUUUGACUCGGCUAGUGUGCACCCCAGGUUUAUUAUACCUAUUAGUUUAGUGUAAUAGUGAAGUUCAAUGGGAGCAUUAGAUCUCAAGUCCUACUAACGCAUGUUUUCUAACCUCAUUUAACCUAAGAUAAUUUGAUCAUAAAAUAGCAUAAAUGACACAAAUAAGUAAACGAGUGAAACCUGAAAGCGGAAUAAAAUAAAAGCUAUCUAAUAAUUAUUGAAUACCAGAAAUUGUGACGAUCAGGGACAGACGGGCUCGUUACGAUUGUUCCAAAUUUUGCGAACUCGGCAUUAAGUUUGAUGAAGGGCAUGGGUGAAAGCAGGUGAUAGCUCAGUGUUGACAGUUUUCGUACACUGAUAUGUAUGCAUAUCAGAUUUCUUGGCCAUACUGAUCUCUAGUGGCGACACACCUACCUAGUCAUACCAACCAUGAUAAUGUGGUCAUUCAAAGACCGAUUCUUGAUCUCUGUACCACUCGUAGUACGCUGUACUCUCUCUCGGCGCGUGACUGCUGCAGAAGCUUAUGGGUGUGUGAAGUGCUUGCGGCGCGCAAUCAAAGAUUUUCUAAAUACGACAUUGAAAAAUAAAUGCAUUUUUAUCAACCAAGGGUUUGCUCUUAUCAGUUGGAUAUCACUUCUGGAUCAACUUAAAAUAAAAUACCUGUAAAUUAUUAACUCAACUGCCGCUGAUCUUGCAUUAUUUUCUUUUCAAAUUGGAGCGAUUCUCGGAUGUUGACAAUGAGCCUUGAAAAACAGUUGUCGAAAUUUUUCGAGGAGUAAUCAUAACAAAAAAAGCACAGCCAUAUUAAGUCUGAAAUAAGUUAGAGCGGUAUUUGUUUAUUCACUCAAUAGCAUUUACAUUAUGAAAAUUAUUACCGAAUAACAAACACUAUAAACUCUUUACUUUAUACAUUGUCUUAAAACUACUAUGCGCACAUACUAUUUAAGCCAUAUUCAGAAAUAAUAAUAGUAAAUCAGAGAAUAUAGGGCGUAUUCAUAUAUUUUUUAUAGUAUGUUCUGGCAGUGCCAACAGCUAUUUUAUAUUCCGCUUAUUCCAGUGAGUUGUUGAUGAGAUGUUUUACUUCCAGUACAUUUUUAGUACUGACGAUGCAUUGCAUUAUAUCCCAUAAAUUAAUUAUGGCAUAUUAAACAUACGGUGUUGGUAAAACCAAGAGUUACUACAUUACCAUAUACGCGGUUGAAUAUUAUUGACACUCUGAUUCAAUUUUGAAUAUGACUGAUUUGUAAUAAAAAUAAAAUCAAACACAGUUCCUCGCUCUUGCAUCAAACAUGUGUCUUACACUUCUCCAUUAAGCAGUUU